Molecule: messenger RNA, 1806 nt
Organism: Alnus glutinosa
Lineage: Eukaryota; Viridiplantae; Streptophyta; Magnoliopsida; Fagales; Betulaceae
Product: transcription termination factor MTERF15, mitochondrial
Exons: 1
Coding region: 17-1387 (456 amino acids)
Biological process (GO): regulation of DNA-templated transcription
Molecular function (GO): double-stranded DNA binding
Source: RefSeq, a predicted model, not a curated record
GUUGGGUCCAGUCGCCAUGAGGGUUGUAACCCGAAGCACGCUCCAUCGGCUCACAUCGACUCCCAAACGAUCACCAAUUAUCCCAAUACACAAAACCCAAUUAUUUUUCACAACCUUCAAUUCCUCAACCCCAAUCCCUUCAGAAUUCUCCCAGCAAUCCCAUUACAGGAAACAGAUUUCCCUCGCCAAUCUCCUCCAGAGGUACGGCUUCCCGUCAUCUCAACUCCACAAUUUCCUCGCAAAAAACAAAUUUUUGCUGAAUUCCAAUUCGCGGCAGAUUGAAAAGUCUCUGGGUAUUCUCUUAAAACUCAAAAUUCCACAGAAAUCUUUGGUUUCGUUGAUAUGUGACUGUCCUGGGGUCUUGGAAUUUGAAUUUCUCAGAAAAUGGGAAAUGGGAUUCCUAGAAUUGGAGUUCUUGAGCGGUUCCCCCGUAAUAAUUAGGAAUGUGCUCGAACUUGCUAGGAGGUUUCAGUUAGACCCAUAUAGUUUUUCUAGGAAUGUGGAGGUUUUGAGGGGUUUAGGGUUUAGUGAUGGGACUGUCAGUAAGGUUUUGGAGGGUUUUCCUAGAGUAAUUAUGAUGGAUAAGAAGGAAAUUCAUAGGAGAAUUGUAUUUUUUAUGGAAAUUGGGAUUGAAAGGAAUGAAAUUGAUUGGAUUUUUUGUUCGUUUCCUAUUGUUUUAGGAUUUGGGGUGGAAGAAAGGUUAAAGCCAUUACUUUUUGAGUUUGGGGAUUUGGGGUUUAGUGAGGAUUUGGUAAGGAAAGAGAUUGUUAGGGAACCGAGAAUUCUUGGGAUGGAAUUGGGGGAACUUUCGCGGUGUUUGGAAUUGCUGAGGACUUUGAAAUGCCGGCAACCGAUCAAGGAGAAGAUUUUGAUCGGAGGAGCAUUUAGAGCUGGGUUUGAAGUGAAACUGAGAGUUGACUGCUUAUGCAAACAUGGGUUGAUUCGUAGAGAAGCCUUUAAGGUGCUGUGGAAAGAGCCAAGGUUGAUUGUAUAUGAGAUAGAGAACAUUGAGAAGAAGAUUGAGUUUUUGGUGCAUAGGAUGAAAGUGAAUGUUGGCAGUUUGGUUGAUGUUCCUGAGUAUUUGGGUGUAAACUUUGAAAAACAGAUUGUUCCUAGGUACAAUGUGAUUGAGUAUUUGAGAGCAAAAGGUGGGCUUGGUUUUGAGGUGGGGUUGAGGGAUUUGAUAAAGCCAAGUAGGCUUAGGUUUUACAAUCUUUAUGUCAAGCCAUAUCCGGAGUGUGAAAGAAUGUUUGGUAGAUUUUCGGGCGAUGUUGAAGUGAAAAGCCGGCAUCCAACUGGUCUGUGGAAGCUCUUUAAACCACAAAGGCAUUCAGAAUCCAAAGAAGAUCUGGAAAACAUGAAAUGCUUCGUGGAAUCGCUGUCCUGAUUAUGAAUCACUCGUUGCUAUCUGAAUUGAAAAGAGUGUACCGAGUGGGUUGUUUUUGUUGCAGUCUCAAUGGUGGCAUGAUUAUUGCUCUUCUGGUGCAUGAUAAAGAAAGCUAAAUGAAGGGCUGCUGUUUCAUUGGUCGAAUGAGGGACUAGAGGAAGCAAACUUUGAAGUAAACUAUACGUGGAGCUAAAUUGCCUGCUGCUUUCCCCAAUGUUGCUGAUUGUUCAGGCUCCUAGUUGUCAUAGAAACUAGAAUGUGAUGAAUCUACCUCCUGUUCUGCUGUUCUGAUCUCUUACCUCUACUUUCUUUAUGCCAAGGAGGCUGUCAAUCAGCGUAAAAUUUGGUGCAAAGUUUUACGGGACGCAUUUCUGACUUGUACUAAUCAUCAUUCAUGUAUGUUAUAUUUGAUUUAGGCC